This is a messenger RNA of Macrosteles quadrilineatus (aster leafhopper), 3971 nucleotides long. Its product is annotated as 7SK snRNA methylphosphate capping enzyme-like. The coding region runs from base 164 to 3130 and encodes 988 amino acids. The record is from RefSeq and is a predicted model, not a curated record. Gene Ontology annotation, biological process: snRNA modification. Gene Ontology annotation, molecular function: O-methyltransferase activity; RNA methyltransferase activity; snRNA binding. Lineage: Eukaryota; Metazoa; Arthropoda; Insecta; Hemiptera; Cicadellidae. The transcript has 8 exons.
UAUCGGACAUUCGCCAUAUUUCAUGGUUGCUCCGUUGGGAGUCAGAUCGUGGUAAGGGGUUUAGUGAGAGUUUUUCAGUUAAAACCAGGAGUUUUAUCGGUUUUGGGACAAUAUUUAGUUAUUAUAUGAUUUCGUCAGUGAAAGAGUUUAUAGAGAUUGAGAAAUGUCUACUGACGUGCAAACAGUUGAUACUGGACUUGACAAACAGUCCCGGCGGCGUAGCAAGGAUACGGAAAAAGCCCAUCGGCGAUCCUCCAAUUUCCAGAACAAGAAAUUCAAACAUGACCACAAAUUCCGAAAGAAGAUUGCCGCUAAUGGGAAGUUCUUUCCUCCCUACAAGAAGCGCAACAAAGACUUCAUCAUUCCACCCACCAAAUUUCUACUGGGUGGGAACAUUACUGAUCCACUGAACCUCAAUAGUCUUCAGGACGAAGAUAUAAACAGAGCAAUGAAUGCUGUGACGCCAAAAUCGUCGCCUUUGCCUACACCAAAGCACAGAAAAGGAGAGAUUGAAGUGAUAAUUCCUCCUGAUAUCACAGAUCCUUUGAACCUCAUAGCUGGGGACGAUGACGCUACUUAUGAGGCCAUGUUAAUAUCUCCCGUCAAGAAAAAUGCCAAGAAGCAGAAGAACAAGAAGAAACGGCAUAGAAAUAACCGGGCAUCGUCUGGCCCAGGUUCGGGGAAGGAGGACUCAAUCGAAGGGGCCAAGCUAGAUGAAACGGAAACUCCUCCCGCCAAAGAAGAGAGUGCUGAACUCAAGGGUGAAGCGAAUAAAGAUGUUAAAACUGAGGAUGAAACUAAAGACACAAAAGAAACGCCUCAAGGGCCACCGCCUGCAAAGCGCCACAAGUGUGAACACAACAAUAGAGCCAACCUGCGCAAGAUUGAGCUGAAGGAAAGGAAAGCCGACUUGGACAAGAUAGUGAGUCCUGUCAUUCCACAACCAGGGGCUUGGAAUGACCGUCACCGCUUUAGGCCACCUCAACGCACACCUCAGCUAGACAAGUCACAGGCCAAGGAGAUGCCUAAAUUCAAGGAAAAGGAUGCUAAGUUCCAGUUUGGCAACUAUUGCAGGUAUUACGGCUAUCGGAAUCCUCAUCAUGGGCCGGACACGAGGCUCAGAUUGUUUGAGAAGCACAAACACCUGUUUGAAGGAAAAGAUGUUCUGGACAUUGGUUGCAACACGGGCCACCUGACAUUGGCAGUGGCGCGAGACUUGCGUCCUAACCGCGUGGUCGGCAUGGACAUCGACCGCUCACUCAUUAAGGCCGCACGGUCCAACAUCAGGCAUUACGUUAACUGCGGCAGGGAGGAUAAGUUCUUCCCUGUUUCAAUGCCGAUUGUGUAUGGUCCGAUUGAAAUACCCGGUGUGAAUGAAGAGAAAGGCUUUCCUCACAAUAUUACCUUUGUUCACGGUAACUAUGUGCUGGAGUCUGACGUACUGGUAUCGCUAGAACAGCCUCAGUUUGAUGUGAUCCUGUGUCUGAGCAUCACCAAGUGGAUCCAACUCAACUGGGGUGACGCGGGGCUCAAGCGAGCAUUCAAGCGCAUGUUCGCCCAGCUACGCCCUGGAGGCGUACUCAUACUGGAGGCGCAGACCUGGAGCUCGUAUAAACGCAAACGCAACCUCACACCGGAAACAUGGAAGAAUUACCACGCCAUGGAGUUGUUUCCCCACCACUUCAGCCAGUACCUGUUGACGGAGGUGGGUUUCAGCAAGUGUGAGGUGAUGGGAGCCCCGGUACAUCCAGUGAAGGGGUUCCAGCGACCAAUCCAAAUGUAUAUUAAAGAGGACCCUUCGUUUGACACCCCUCGCCCCCUUGGUAACAACACUGAGAGGUUUGAAAGCUACAGUUUCCGGCUGCCCGACAGCGUUCAUUGCUCUGAAGACCUCAGCGGAGACAGUAACUUCCCCUACGAGACCCCCAACUCAUUCAACUCGCCAGAGAGUGGGUUUUCCGAGGGAUUACACCCGAGGAGGUAUCCCAUGAGGUUUCCUAUGUUCGAUAUCAUGGUGGGUGGAGGAGGAGGAGGGGAAGGACCGAGUACCUCAGAGGAAAACACUGCGUUGUCAGCUGAUUCUAGCAGCCAGGAGAAUGUCACCUGUCAGGAAGAUGACCAACAACAAGAAUUAAGUGAACAGAAUGAACAGAAAGAGACAAUUCCAAAGAAUGAAGUUGUACAGGAAGAGAUAAGUGAAAGUGAUAUGGUCGUUGAACAGGAAAAGACAAAUGAACAUGAUGAACAGAAAGAGACAAUUCCAAAGGAUGAAGUUGUAAAGGAAGAGAUAAGUGAAAGUGAUAUGGUUAUUAAACAGGAAAAGACAAAUGAAGAGGAUGAACAGAAAGAUACUAUUCCAAAGGAUGAAGUUGUACAGGAAGAGAUAAGUGAAAGUGAUAUGGUUGUUAAACAGGAAAAGACAAAUGAAGAGGAUGAACAGAAAGAUACUAUUCCAAAGGAUGAAGUUGUAAAGGAAGAGAUAAGUGAAAGUGAUAUGGUUGUUAAACAGGAAAAUACAAAUGAACAUGAUGAACAGAAAGAGACAAUUCCAAAGGAUGAAGUUGUAAAGGAAGAGAUAAGUGAAAGUGAUAUGGUUGUUAAACAGGAAAAUACAAAUGAACAGGAUGAACAGAUAGAUACUAUUCCAAAAGAUGAAGUUGUACAGGAAGAGAUAAGUGAAAGUGAUAUGGUUGUUAAACAGGAAAAGACAAAUGAAGAGGAUGAACAGAAAGAGACAAUUCCGAAGAAUGUAGUUGAACAAGAAGAGAUACGUGAAGAGUAUGGUGUUGAUGAAAAAGUGAAGGAAAGUAAAAAAGAUCUGGUAGGUGAACAGGAUGAAAUAAGAGAACAGGAAAGUGGAGAUAAACAAGUUGAGAUGAAUGAACAUAAUACAGAGGAGAUGAAUUUAGGCAAUGAACAAGAAAAUGUAUCCGAAGCAAUUAAGCAAAAGACAAUGGACGGAUGCCAAGUGGAUGUCAGUGGGCCUGUGAUUUUUGAGAAAACAAGUGAACAAGAACGAUGUGAAAAUGAGAGGGUUAGUUCUAAAACCAAAGAUAAUAGUAACCAAACUACCAAAAAAGAUGACAGAGAUAUUGAUUUAGUCAUCGGAGAAGUUGUUGAUAAUCAGUAAUCUGAAGGGAAACAGAAAAAGAAAGGCUAAAUAGUUAUUUCAGCCUUGUGGAGAGAGUACCUACGAUAAAUAGGGGAACUGUAUUUUAAGUGAUAUUUUGCUAAAGCAAAUAAUUUUGAGUUUUCUUUAGUUUCCUUGGAGUAUUUUUCAGACUCAGCAAAGACCUUUAAACCCUAACCUGUUAUAUAUGUAUAUGAUGAACAUUGUUUUCUUUUCAAAGGAAGUAUAUAUGCUUUUUUCAUUGUCCUGUAAAUAGUGAAAAAUAUUGUAUAAAAAAUAUACAUUUCACUUGUAAAUAAAUAUUGUUUUGUUAUAUCUUGUUAUCUAUGCAGUUAGUUAAAGAUGUAUUUAAUUAGUUUUUUAUGUAAACAAAUUAAAAUAACUUAACAUUUAAGUAAAAAUUAAAAUCAACUUUGUUUUUAAGAAAAAAGUUCUGUUGAAUGAUUUUGUCAACAAAUUGUAGCAAAAAGCAACUGUCGGUAUUUAAAAUAACAACGACUCAGUAUUUUACUUCCAUUCUAGUAACAGUCACUAAACGUUUUAUUUUAUUUUAAUUAUUUAUUGUUAAAAAUUUUACAAAGGUUACAAAAACAGGAUAGUUUUACUUAUUUGCCUGAAUUCUUUAAUUACUUAGGUACAUACUUAACAGAACUGCACAUCAUAAUAAGUUAGUUUUAGCCUUUUUUAAUACACUUAACAGCCUACUGGUUGCACAUUUUUUCAUCAUACUGUCCGGAAAGCAGCCGUUUUUAGUUAUCUUAAUCGUCCGCAAAUUCAUAGUUUUCGGGUAACUUCAAAUAGAAAACAGAAAAAAAACAUAUGGUAAUUUUUUUGUUUCGCU